Molecule: messenger RNA, 914 nt
Organism: Hevea brasiliensis (rubber tree)
Lineage: Eukaryota; Viridiplantae; Streptophyta; Magnoliopsida; Malpighiales; Euphorbiaceae
Exons: 3
Coding region: 60-731 (223 amino acids)
Biological process (GO): regulation of DNA-templated transcription
Cellular component (GO): nucleus
Molecular function (GO): protein binding
Source: RefSeq, a predicted model, not a curated record
CUGUGUUAUUUAAUAAUUAAAAAUUUUGUAUAUGCGAAAAGGGAAAUAGAGAGCUAAAGAUGACGUACGAAUUCUCACCCUUAAAAACCCCAAAAAAGGAAGAGCAAGAGGCAGCAGAGAGCAUCGUUGAUGAUCCUGCCAAUGGAAGAGUCGAUGUUAUGGAUGAAUUUGACGGCGUUUUGGGUAUUGAAGAUGAUGAUGAAAAGUUUUCGAAGAGUAAUAAUGUAUAUGGGUUACCGAGUUGGGAAUUUAUGGACUGGGAGGAAGAGGAACCACCAAAUAAUGAAAAUGGAGAAGAUGAAGGAACAGAUCAUUACAGUAAGUUUGAAGACAGAAGCUGCAGGCGCUUCUUUGAGGAAGAUAGCCAUUUUUGUCGCAUAAAGAGAGAGAUCACUGCUAUUGGAUUUUUGAAUGGCGAUGAUGAUGAUGAGUACAACAGAGUUUCUUUGAACUUGAACUUGAAUUAUCAGGAAGUCUUGGAUGCAUGGUCUGAUCGAGGUCCACUUUGGGCUAAUGGCUCUUCUCUUUCUUCCAUUCCAAACAAUGCCUAUUAUAUGGGAGAGGUGCCAGUGAUGGAAGAAGAGAGAACAAGAAGGGAAGCAAGUGUUCUGAGGUACAAAGAGAAGCGCCACACUAGAUUGUUUUCUAAGAAGAUAAGGUAUCAAGUUCGCAAAAUCAAUGCAGAUAAAAGACCCAGACUAAAGGGUAGAUUUGUGAAGAGAGUUUCAUGAAAGGAUACUGGAAAUGGGCUUGAAAUAUCUGAAGAAAUAUCUUGGUGUUUGGACUUAUUAAUAGAAAAUAUGCCUUGUUUUUAUUUUUUAUUAUUAUUUCUAAAAUUUUUGUAUUGAUGAGGAAAAUAUCUGAAACCUUUGGAAGAAUAGAAAAUAUCUUGUGGGAAUGCUUUGGAGAGUUUA